UAUAUAAUUUCUAAUUAUUUCUUAUCAUCCGCAUGACAACUCUGUGAAAAAAUGUACAUAAAUGUACAUAUGUGCAGACGGCAGGAGGUGCCCGUUUUGGUGGAGGAGUCGAGGAAAAAUAAAGUCGAGAUAGAUCGCUUUUAGAGAUGCAAAGCAGAGAUACGGAGCCGCUGAGAUACAAAGAUACAAAGAUACAAAGAUUCGGAUGCACACACAAAACGCCAAAGACUUGAAACCGCCUUGUGAUUUAUAUAUUUACUUUUGUUUAUACUUUGUAUGUUUUUUCUCUCCCCCCUUUUUGUUUUUAUGCUAUUUACCCAUUUUUGUUUUGUUGUUUAACUAAUAACUUGCGCUAAGUUUACAAGAGGGUUUGUUUGUUUGUUUUUUGCUGGGAAUGUAACCUGCUGCCGCUGAUUUCUUGUGGCGAUUAUGGGUGGUGCACGAUAAUUGGAGGCAAUUUACGAUCGGAUCUGGAGGUUCAAAGUCAGGGUCACAGAGCGCUGAGACUUUGCCAUCAAGUCAAUCCGAGUUUUGUGUACACCCUGCUUUUUGGCAAAUUCAAUCCUAGUUGAGAUGGCCGGCCAAAAGGAGGAGAUCUUGGGCUGUGACUUUGAGGUGCGUGGCAAGUUGCCCAAGGAAGCCUUCGAGCUGUUUGCAGUGGUCCAGGCCAAUACACUGGGACUCCGGGGAUUCAUCACCCAGGUGUCCGAGGAGAAGUUCAAGGGUCGUCUGGAGGGCGAGGGCAAGGUGAUCGAUGCCUUCAAGAAGUUCAUCCUGGCCGCCUCCGAGUUCGUGCAGGCCAUCAAGGAGUUCAUCAUCAAGAACCUGAAAGUCAUCAAGGAAUACACCUACAAGACCUUCGAAAUCAAGGUGGAACGGAAAUGAUCAAAGGAAUAGCUCCAAUUCUGCCAAAAUAUUUCCAAUGCAUAAAUUUGAUUAAAACGGCUAUCAUUAUGAUUCUAUCCAUUAUGAUUUGCCUAAUAUGUUUGUUGUAUGGAUGUAACAAGGUAUUUUCCGAAUAAAAUUGCACAGAUUCAACAC
Drosophila simulans is the source of this 1041-nucleotide messenger RNA. Its product is annotated as acylphosphatase-1. NCBI's taxonomy places the organism in Eukaryota, Metazoa, Arthropoda, Insecta, Diptera, Drosophilidae. The record is from RefSeq and is a predicted model, not a curated record. The transcript has a single exon. Bases 574 to 885 code for a protein of 103 amino acids.